Messenger RNA from Neurospora tetraspora, 654 nucleotides. RefSeq lists its product as uncharacterized. The coding region runs from base 1 to 654 and encodes 217 amino acids. Lineage: Eukaryota; Fungi; Ascomycota; Sordariomycetes; Sordariales; Sordariaceae. The record is from RefSeq and is a predicted model, not a curated record. The transcript has 2 exons. Gene Ontology annotation, molecular function: ubiquitin binding.
AUGGCGGAGGAAGAGAUCAACCUCCCUUCCCUGGUGAUUGUACUGUUGAUAACCGGUCUGGCAGUACGCUACUUCUUCUUUAGCGGGAAUGCAUCUUCGGCAAAUCGCCAGCCGGGCGGGACAGGUGGCGCAUCACCGGAGGAGUUGCAAAGACGGAGGGAGCGAGAACGGGAGGCGGCGGUUGAAACGAUACAGCAGAUGUUUCCGCAAGUAGACAGGCGGACUAUCCUGUGGGAUCUGCAGCGCCAUGGGGGGAACCUGCAGGCUACGACGGAAAGGAUCCUGGCGGGGAGAACGGAGACUCCUCCGAUCACCUUCCAACCUCCGCCCCCACCCACCUCACCAGAGACAACUGCCACGCAGCAAAGCGCAGCCGCCGCCAAUAAAUACGCGGAAAAGAAGGCCCACCCGGAUCUGAUUACGAGGUACAACUUGAAGGACAAACUCGCCAGCGCCCCUUCAGAUGAUGCUGGGGCGGCGACGGCAGGCGCCCCUAAGACUGGAGGAUGGAGCUCGAAUCGCGAGGAGAGGCAGUCGUUGCUGCAGAAGAGGAGGGAUCAGAUGAUUAUUGAGGCGAGAAGGAAAAUGGAGGCUAAGAUUGCGGCGGAGAAGGCUGCUGCUGCUGCUUCUGGCGCUGCCGGCGGGAAUAACUAG